AUGGCGAAACUCAAUGGACCAUCCUACCCAGCCGUCCCUCCUCCCGCCCCACCUAGCAAUUUCAACCACACCUCCGCGGCUGCCUCGCGUCGCGAGCCUUACUACUCUGGAUCGAGUAUGACUCAAUUGGGCCGGACGGUUCCAGAACGACAUGGCAACGAGCGAGCCAUGUCUAUGACCACCUAUGCGACGGAACGAGAAAACCCUCACAUCUCUUCUAGUGGAAGAGCGAUCCCGUCUCGACGCCCACCAUCGGGUGGUCAUGAUCCAUUAUCUGCGGCGGCUCCGCCCCCAGUCCCGGUCCCGGUCCCACAGCGCUUCGACUCCAUGCCUGCCGAUGUAUCAACCGUCGCCGAUAGCUAUGCCAAGCCUCGUCCGCCCAGCGAUGCCUCAACUCGAUCUCGCACGAUGUCAAUGGCGUCGACGAUCAUGCCGGACCGCACAAUGAGCGUCCAGAGUGGAGCAACCCAGAGCUCGAAUGGCCAAACGACCCUUGUUUCAAGCAAUUCGCAUCGAAACAAGUUGCCUGUCGUUUAUCCUGCUCUGCUCUCGCGUGUCGCCGACGUGUUUCGGGAGAAGGCCCCAUUGGGUGAACGACAGAAAAACGGCCUUUCGUACCAGAAUGCUUUCUCCGGUACCGAUGCCGUUGAUCUGAUUUCUCUCAUCAUCAGAACCAAUGAUCGCAACCUUGCCCUGCUCCUCGGCCGCGCAUUGGAUGCACAGAAGUUUUUCCACGACGUUACUUAUGACCACCGCCUUCGAGAUGCCCCCGGAGAAGUCUAUCAAUUCAAAGAGACCAUAGGCGAGGACACUGUCAGCUCGGAAGUUAAUGGAGUGUUCACCUUGUUGACUGAAUGUUACUCUGCCACCUGCACACGCGACAGUCUAUGCUACUCCAUUGCUUGCCCCCGACGAUUGGAACAGCAAUCUAGACUGAACCUCAAGGUUCAGCCGGUUCUAGGAACGACUACCAAGGGCACCUUACCCAUUGAUGACGACGAUGACAAUGAUAACCAAAAGUUGUGGAUCAACAUGGUUCCGAAGGAAGUCUCCGACGCCAUCGAUGACAACGAGAAGAAGCGACAAGAGGUUAUUUUUGAGAUUAUGUACACCGAACGCGACUUCGUCAAGGACUUGGAAUACCUUCGAGAUUUCUGGAUGCGGCCCUUGCGUGCCGCGGGCCCCGGGACAACCUCACCCAUUCCAGAGCAUCGACGGGAGAAGUUCAUUCGAACUGUUUUCGGUAACUGCUUGGAGGUGCUCAAGGUCAACGGCGGCCUCGCUGAAGCUCUGAAUUCUCGCCAAAAGGAAAGCCAUGUCGUCAAGUCUGUUGGUGAUAUCUUCCUCCACCAUGUGCCCAAAUUCGACCCUUUCAUCAAGUAUGGUGCAAAUCAGCUCUACGGAAAAUACGAAUUCGAAAAGGAAAAGUCAUCGAACGUAGGCUUCUCCAAAUUCGUUGAUGACACGGAGCGUCUGAAGGAGUCCCGCAAAUUGGAACUGAACGGUUAUCUCACCAAGCCAACCACUCGAUUGGCUCGAUACCCCCUUCUUUUGGGAUCAGUCUUGAAGUAUACAGCCGACGAUAGUCCCGAUAAGGAGGACAUUCCGAAGGCCAUAACCUUGAUCAAGAGUUUCCUGUCCCGUGUUAACGCCGAGAGUGGAAAGGCCGAGAACCACUUCAACUUGGUGCAACUCAAUGGCUCGCUCAAAUUCAACCCAGGAGACUAUGUGGACCUGAAGCUUACUGAAGAGAACCGACAAAUGCUGACCAAGAUGGCAUUCAAGAAAACCACCGCUGAAAGCUCAGAGGUGACGGCAUAUCUCUUUGACCACGCAGUCCUUCUUGUUCGGAUAAAAAUGGUGAACAAGCGUGAAGAAUUCCGAGUGUAUAAGAAACCCAUACCGCUUGAGCUUCUGGUCAUCCCGCAGAUGGACGAAGUCAUCCCCAGGGUUGGAAUUUCAAAAAGACCUUCCUCCAGCCUCUUGUCUAACAAAACUUCCCCGCUGCCUCCCCCCGCCAAGGACGGCCAGCUGCCAAUCACCUUCCGUCACCUUGGCAAAGGUGGUUAUGAGCAGACCGUUUACGCCACCUCCCCAACUCAGAGGAGAAAGUUCAUUGAAAUGGUCGAGGAACAGCAAAGGAAGCUUUGGGAGCGGAACAGCAACUUCUACAACAAGACAAUUCUCAGCCAGAAUUUCUUCUCUGCUGUUAAUCGGGUGAAUUGCUGUGUUCCAGUUGAUGGUGGACGGAAGCUGGUUAUUGGUACCGACAGUGGCAUCUAUAUCUCUGAUCGCUGGCCUAAAGACAAGGCGGCCAAGCCGAAGAAGGUCUUGGAGGCUAGCCAGGUUACGCAAAUCGACACUCUGGAGGAAUAUCAAUUGCUGCUGGUUCUGGCAAACAAGACCCUCUCAUCCUAUCCCAUGGAUGCUCUUGAGCUAGGAGAGGACAACAAGAAUGCCCUUGCCAAGCGCCCGAAGAAGAUUCAAGGCCACGCCAAUUUCUUCAAGGCAGGUAUCGGUCUCGGACGUCAUCUUGUCUGCUCGGUGAAGACUUCAGCUUUGUCCAGUACUAUCAAGGUCUACGAGCCGAUGGACAACCUGGCCAAGGGCAAGAAGAAGUCUGCUGUCAGUAAGAUGUUCCAGAGUGGCCAGGAUACUCUCAAGCCAUUCAAGGAAUAUUAUAUCCCAGCCGAAUCUUCUUCGAUCCACUUCUUGCGAUCUACCUUGUGUGUUGGUUGUGCUCGUGGUUUCGAGGUCGUCAGUCUUGAAACCACCGACACCCAGUCUCUCCUGGAUCAGGCCGAUACAUCUCUUGAUUUCGUUGCACGCAAGGAGAACGUCAAGCCCAUCCAUAUCGAGCGUAUGAACGGAGAGUUCCUCCUCAACUACAGCGACUUCUCCUUCUUCGUCAACCGCAAUGGAUGGCGCGCUCGUCCAGACUGGAGAAUUUCGUGGGAGGGUAACCCGACGGCAUUUGCGCUUUCAUACCCGUAUAUUUUGGCAUUCGAGCCCAACUUCGUUGAGAUCCGCAAUGUGGAAACGAGCGAACUGAUUCAUAUUAUGACGGGAAGGAACAUUCGCAUGCUACACUCUUCCACUCGCGAGAUCAUCUAUGCCUAUGAAGACGAAUCAGGCGAGGACAUAGUUGCUAGCUUGGACUUCUGGAGCAAACCCCAGAACCAAAUCUAA
Messenger RNA from Penicillium cosmopolitanum, 3189 nucleotides. RefSeq names its product Rho1 guanine nucleotide exchange factor 1. Gene Ontology annotation, biological process: intracellular signal transduction. The transcript has 2 exons. NCBI's taxonomy places the organism in Eukaryota, Fungi, Ascomycota, Eurotiomycetes, Eurotiales, Aspergillaceae. Bases 1 to 3189 code for a protein of 1062 amino acids. The record is from RefSeq and is a predicted model, not a curated record. Gene Ontology annotation, molecular function: guanyl-nucleotide exchange factor activity.